AGAUGGAGCCCAGAGGCAUCGGGACAGGGUGGCUCUGCAUUGCAGUGCUCUGCUCUGGAGCUGCUCUUGUGCUCCAAACAGAGGAGCCAACUCCUCAAAGCACCACACAACAUGACACCCCAGAGCCCACAGGACCCCUCACCACAAGCUCUGGCCAUGGACACCAGCUGACAACGUGGCCAACAGCCACACCAAGCCCUCCUUGGACUGAGGAGCCCAUCACCAUCUCCAUGCCCACAGGAGAGAGGAACAAGCCUUCCACAGCAUCAGCUGUUCCCAUCAGAUACUGGUCUCCUGCUAUCUUUGUGCUGGUUGCUCUGCUCGUGCUCUUCUUCACCUACCGACGGACCAAGGGGGCAGGGAGCAGGGACCGAGCUGCCUCCAUCAGUGACUCUUCAGAUUGGAGAGCCCUGGACCAACCUGGCCAUGACAUCACCCCCAUCAUCCCCAGUGCCCAGGAGGAAAGGAAGGGCCCAGAGCAGCCCCCAGCCCUGGCACACACUGAAACCACCUUCUGUGAGCCAGACCCCUCCCUGCCUCAGGUAUUUCUCCCUAAUUGCCUGAGCCCUGGUGCCUGGGGGGUGCUGCCAGCUGAGCCCCAGCCCAUGGGGGUCCCUGGGGAGGAUUUGUACCCCCUCCAGCACCUGAUUUUGCUUCUCUCCAGCCUGGUACUCCCCCAGCUGCUGGUGAUCCUCAUUGUUCUGAGGAGCCCAGUGCUGACUGAGAGCUCCCAGUGGAACCCAGGGGCUUCCAGACACCCCCAGGGAGCACAAAGUCACCCUGAGAGAUAAUGUGGCAACCAAGCUGGAUGAUGCUCCUGACCAGGGCCUAUGAGCAUCAAAUGCCACCUCAUCCCUUCCUAUGGACACUUGACUGUGUGCCCAAAGCCCAGUGGGACUGGGGACCAGCGUGGGACAGGGGCCAGUGUGGGCUGUGGCUGUUACUGCUGUGCCCUGAGUGCAGGGAUGGGGCUCAAGGCAUCGCCAAGACAAUAAAGCAGGAUUUCAGAGAAUCAUUUGGGCUGGAAAAGAGCUUGAAGGGCAUCAAGUCCAAGCCCUGGCCUCACCCUGCCAAGCCCACCACUAACCCGUGGCCCUCUGCUAUGUGUCUUCUCAGUCCCCCCAGGGCUGGGCACUGCCCCAGCUCCCUGGGCAGCCUGGCACAGGGCUCACACCCCUCUCAGGGAAACAGUUCUGCCUCAGCUCCAGCCUCAACCUCCCCUGGGGCAACCAGAGCCCCUUUCCUCUUGUUCUGUCAAUUAGGAGCAGAGAUGAACCCCCAGCUCACUGCAGCCUCCUGCCAGGGAGCAGCAGAGAGUGCUCCUGUCUCCCCUCAGCCUCCUCUUCUUGGGCAACCUCAUCCCAUUGCCCUCAGCCCAUGCACCAGCCUGCCCAGGACCCUCUGAAGAGCCCUCCUGCCCUCCAGCAGACCCACACUCUCACCCAGCUUCUCAGUCCCUGGCUGCUCAAUGUCAGGACAGUCACCACCCCUCAACUCCAACCCAAGUGUCACUUUUUCCCUGUGUCUCAGGAUGGUUCCAUGAUGAGGUGGCUGUUGGGUUAUUUUCCUGCUGCUCUUACUCACAAAGUGAUAACUCCCCCCCCUCAAAACCCACAUAGGACUGAAAUGAGCAGCAGCUCAUCAGAUGACAGUUGAACUCAUCACAGGGGGGGGAAAACAGGGGGGAGACCUGGAAAUAAACACCCCAGAGGGCAAAAUACCCUGAGAGAAGCAACAAUAUCCUCAGGGAAAUGGAGAACCUGAGUUGGGGGAGGGUCCCUGAACCCUAAAAACAAGGUGGGAGGAAACUCCUCGAACCCCAUCCACGCAGGUGAUGCUGCCAAGCACUGCAGUUGUGCUGAGCUGCCUCAAUUUCCCCUCUC
Messenger RNA from Colius striatus (speckled mousebird), 1883 nucleotides. RefSeq lists its product as uncharacterized. NCBI's taxonomy places the organism in Eukaryota, Metazoa, Chordata, Aves, Coliiformes, Coliidae. The coding region runs from base 3 to 791 and encodes 262 amino acids. The record is from RefSeq and is a predicted model, not a curated record. The transcript is spliced from 6 exons.